AUGGUAUUCGAAAAGCCAGUAGUGAUAAUUGACAAUGGUAGCUAUAUGCUGAAAGCUGGCUUUGCGUGUGAUAAUCACCCUGUUUCUAUGUUUAGAACUGUUGUCGGGAGACCAAAGUAUUUGAUGGGCAGCUACGGCAAAGAACCUUACGACGUUUUCAUCGGCGAUGAAGCAAUUGCGAGGAUCGAGGAUUACGAGCUCAACAGCCCAGUUGUCAACGGUCGUAUAGUCCACUGGGACAAUAUGGAGAGGGUGUGGCAUCACGUGCUGUAUAGAGAGCUGAAGGUGGCUCCGGAAGACCGGGGGGUCAUACUCUGCUGUAAUGUCAAUACUUCUAUGAAAGAGAAAAUUAAAUGUUGCGAAGUCUUCUUCGAGACGCUGAAUACUCCAGCAUUAUGCAUUCAACCACAACCGGUGAUGGCCCUGUAUGCUUCUGGAUUCACAACCGGGUUGUGUGUGGACUUGGGACACGAUACCGUUGAUAUUACGCCCGUCUAUGAAGGUGGCGUCAUCAGAUAUGCACACAUGAUGACUAAUUUCGCCGGUGGUGAUGUUUUGAAACACCUCAAAGAGUCAUUUCGUGAUAGAGAUUACGAUUUUGGUAUGAAAACAAUGGAGAUAGUGGAAGAUAUACAGAAACUUAUAUAUAUAACCCCUGAUUGUGCCAUGUCAAGAAAAGAUUAUAAAAGAGAAUACACUCUACCUGAUGGUAACAUAUUGGAAGUGAGUCAAGAAGUAUUUAUGACUGGUGAAAUGUUUUUUCAGCCAGAAUUAGUUAUGGGUCAGAAAACAAACAUCAUUCCAUUACAUGAAGCCGUGAUAACAGCAGCUAUGAAAUGCGAUGCUGAUUUGAGAGUAGAAUUGUUUGAUGCUAUUAUACCCUGUGGCGGAAUGUCUAUGAUAAGUGGAUUGCCAGAGAGGUUGGGAAUUGAGGCAGAGGAGAUGAUUCAUAGGCCCGUUAAUGUAGUUACGUCGGGAGAAGCCUAUGCUUUACCCUGGCUUGGUGGCGCAGUGUUUGCAGGACUGCCUGAUUCGGGAAAGAUAUGGGUGUUCAAAAAACAGUUCGAAGAUUACGGAGCGAAGAUUGUUAAGAACAAGUUUAUGUAG
Amyelois transitella is the source of this 1107-nucleotide messenger RNA. RefSeq lists its product as uncharacterized. Lineage: Eukaryota; Metazoa; Arthropoda; Insecta; Lepidoptera; Pyralidae. Bases 1 to 1107 code for a protein of 368 amino acids. The transcript has 4 exons. The record is from RefSeq and is a predicted model, not a curated record.